Oncorhynchus mykiss (rainbow trout) is the source of this 5843-nucleotide messenger RNA. RefSeq names its product circadian locomoter output cycles protein kaput. Gene Ontology annotation, cellular component: cytoplasm; nucleus; CLOCK-BMAL transcription complex. Gene Ontology annotation, biological process: circadian regulation of gene expression; regulation of transcription by RNA polymerase II. The record is from RefSeq and is a predicted model, not a curated record. NCBI's taxonomy places the organism in Eukaryota, Metazoa, Chordata, Actinopteri, Salmoniformes, Salmonidae. Gene Ontology annotation, molecular function: protein dimerization activity; E-box binding; DNA-binding transcription factor activity, RNA polymerase II-specific.
AUGAGUUCAACUCAACGCGGCCAGCUAAAGCAAAACAAGAAGCAGGGAAAUCCAGAUGAACAGACAAGGUUGACAUUUUGAACAAAACGGCUGUGCUGAGAACAUGGGCUGCAGAGGGUUGGUUGCCUUACUGGACAUCGCUUAAUAAAGUGUAAGAGAUCUGAGAAGAAAAAGGUAUCUUCUACUCCAGUGCUUUAGCGACUCCAGACCAACCAUGUGAUCGUUAGAGCAUCCGAUGUAGCUGUCAUGAGGUACGUCCACAACCGAACCCGGCGGAAAGCUCAGCUCAGAAAGGACCCGUUGACAACCGCUGGCCUUUGACACAGGAUCCUCUCCGUGACACUCGCAACAACCCCUCUCCCCUAGUGGGCACACAGACCUCUGCCAUCACCACAGUGUCUCCUCACAGAGUGGACCUUCAUCCUACACCACACUCCUCAUCCUCCCACAUAGUCGGCUAGACAGGAGGUUAAUUCACAAAUGUCUACCUCACGAUUAAAAGGCCCCUCUCCACCACUGCGACCCUGAACAGGCUACAAGAUGACUUCCAGCAUAGGCGGGGAUGACGCAAGCAGUAUCUUUGAUGGGUUAAUGGAAGAAGAUGAAAAGGACAAAGCAAAACGAGUAUCCCGUAACAAGUCUGAGAAGAAGCGCAGAGACCAGUUCAAUGUCCUCAUCAAGGAGCUGGCUACCAUGUUGCCAGGCAACACUCGGAAGAUGGACAAGUCUACCAUCUUACAGAAGAGCAUCGAUUUCCUGCGCAAGCAUAAAGAAAUCGCUGCGCAGUCAGAGUCAAGUGAGAUCCGACAGGACUGGAAACCUCCUUUUCUUAGUAAUGAAGAGUUCACUCAGCUGAUGCUGGAGGCUUUAGACGGCUUCUUCCUAGCAAUUAUGACUGAUGGGAACAUAAUCUAUGUCUCAGAGAGUGUUACAUCUCUACUGGAACAUCUUCCUUCUGACCUGGUGGAUCAGAACCUAUUGAACUUCCUGCCCCUGGGGGAACAUUCAGACGUGUAUAAAGCCCUGUCGUCUCACAUACAGGAGGGCGAGACGCUAACGCCUGAGUAUCUCAAGACUAAAAACCAGUUAGAAUUCUGUUGCCACAUGCUCAGAGGAACGAUUGACCCUAAAGCUCCCCCUGUGUACGAGUACGUCAAGUUCAUCGGAAACUUCAAGGCCCUGAAUAAUGUACCUAACUCAACUCGAAACGGCUUGGAAGGGGUGAUCCAGCGUUCACUCCGGCCCGCUUUUGAGGACCGAGUCUGUUUCAUAGCAACUGUGAGAUUAGCUAAACCACAGUUUAUUAAGGAGAUGUGCACUGUGGAAGAACCCAAUGAAGAAUUCACCUCCAGACACAGCUUAGAAUGGAAGUUCCUCUUCUUGGACCACAGGGCUCCGCCCAUAAUAGGUUAUCUGCCGUUUGAGGUUCUGGGUACAUCUGGAUAUGACUACUACCACGUGGAUGACCUGGAGUCACUGGCCAAAUGCCACGAACACUUAAUGCAGUAUGGGAAAGGGAAGUCGUGCUACUACAGGUUUCUCACCAAAGGGCAGCAGUGGAUCUGGCUCCAGACUCAUUACUACAUCACCUACCACCAGUGGAACUCAAGGCCCGAGUUCAUUGUCUGCACGCACACUGUCGUCAGCUAUGCUGAGGUAAGGGCUGAACAGCGCAGGGAGCUGGGGAUUGUUGAGUCACCGCCGCCAGAAAUCUUUGCGGUAGAUAAGGACUCUGGCUCUGAGUCUCAACACCAGCUCAACACCUCCAGCCUGAAGGAGGCCCUGGAACGAUUUGACCGCAGCCGCACGCCCUCCACCUCCUCACGCAGCUCCCGCAAGUCCUCGUCCCAAACCGCCGUCUCCAAUCCAGCCUCGCCUAAGCUAAAGACAGACAGGGGUACACCAGGAUGCCAGUCCGUCUCUGCUAUUGAGAUGACAUCACAGCGAAGGUCGUCUGUCAGCAGUCAGCAAUCAAUGAGCUCCCAGCACACCCAGAAUACAGGGCAGAACAUGGCCCCUUCCAUUGUUUCACAACAACAUCAUCAACAGCAGAGGCAGCAGCAACCACAACCCCCACGGCAACAGCAGCAACCACCACCACAACAGCAGCAACCACCACCACAACAGCAGCAACCACCACCACAACAGCAGCAACCACCACCACAACAGCAGCAGCAACCGCCACAAGAGCAGCAACUGCCACAACAGCAGCAUCUGCCGAUCCUGUCCAGUGUCCAGCCCAUGGUACCGUUCUCCACCCAGCUGGAUGCCAUGCAGCACCUGAAGGAUCAGCUAGAGCAGAGGACCAGGAGGAUUGAGGCCAACAUCCAGAGGCAGCAGCAAGAGCUCAGGCAGAUCCAGGAGGAGCUCCAGAAGGUGCAGGGCCAGGGCCUACAGAUGUUCCUCCAACAGGGUGCAGGUGGGCUGAGCCUGAGCUCUGUGCAGCUGGCCCAGGGGACCACCAUGCAGCCAGGUGGCGCUCUCAACAUGCAGGGUCAGGUGGUGUCUGCAGGCAACCUGCAGGGCAGUACUCAGCAGCAGCACACGGUUCAACGGCAACCUCAGCAGCAGGCCCAGCCUCAACAACAGAACCUGCUACAAGACACCAGCUCUGUCCUCUCACAGUCUUCUGUGAGGUCGACUCACUCUCUGCCGCCCCAGCAGAGUGCCCUGCCGGCCUCCCUCUACAACACCAUGAUGAUCUCUCAACCCAACCAGGCCAAUGUGGUCCAGAUAGCCAACAGCCUGGCCCAGAACAGCAGCAACAACACUGCUACUGUGGCAACCUUUGCCCAGGACCGCUCGGGACAGAUCAGGUUCCCAGCUGGCUCUCAGUUGCUGACUAAGCUGGUGACUGGUCCGAUGGCGUGUGGAGCGGUCAUGGUCCCUACGACCAUGUUCAUGGGCCAGGUGGUGACAGCGUUCGCUCCUCAGCAGGGCCAGACUCAGACAAUCAGCAUCGCCCAGCAGCAGCCUCAGCAGCAGGAGCAGCAGACGCAGGCGCAGUCUCAGGCCUUAGCCACACAGCAUGGACAGGCCCAGCAACAAACCCAGUUCCUCCAGGGCCCUCGGCUGCUCCAUGGAAACCAGUCCACUCAGUUGAUCCUGCAGGCGGCGUUCCCACUGCAGCAUCAAGGCGCUUUCGCCACCACGCAACUGCAGCAGCAGCAGCAACAACAACAACAGUUACAACAGCAACAUCAGCAGCAGCAGCAACAGCUCCAGCAGCAGCAACAACAACAGCAACAGCAACUCCAACAACAGCAGCAACAGGAGCAGCAGCUGGCCUCUCACAGGGCAGGUAGCAUGUCAGGUCGCUCCAGCACACAGCCCCAGUAACCUGGCAACAGCCAAUUAGACAUGUGGACUGAACCAAGACACGGUCUGUGUGUUUGUGUGAAGGGGUGAAGAGGUAUAGUGGAUGGAUGAAUCAAUAGAACUUGGGAACGAUUGGCGCUUCAGAGAGAAAACAAUGCUGUGCUGACAGUGAGCACAGGGUCGCUCUGCCUCACGGCCAUGCUCAGAACUCUUACCUCACAGAGACCUCCACUCUGUCCAGGUCCCCUCACCACGGUGGCAGGAAGAGGAAACCCUGGUCCCGCCAGUGUUUGUCCCCUCCUCUGUCCUCGUCUUGUGUGUUCAGUGUGUGCUCCGGUCACCCUCACAGGAUUCAUUUAUGCAGGAUGAUCCAGUCGACACACUGGAGUCAAUCCAGGCUUCAAAGAAGUCCUACGGAACAGACAGCAGACAGAUUCCUUGUGUGUAUUGUUUUUCCUCCUAUUUUUCUUUUCAUGUGAAAGUAAUUAUGGGUCAGAAAAUAUUUUUAAGAAUGUCAUGUGGAUUGUACUUUUAUUGUACAGAACACAUGUAAAAUAAUAUGUAAAUAUAUGGACAAAAAAGAUAACUAAUAUUUUAUAUGAUGCAUGAAAUGAAAAGCGUAGUCUGUUAUUUGUAGCUUUGAAUAUAUAUAUUUUUUAUCUAGUACUCUAUGAAAGAAAGCAAACCUAACACGCUUAAUGGCAGAUCUUUUCACAGACUUCCUUCUCAGGGAGGGGGGGGGGGGGGGGUCUGCUUAGCGGACACCGCUGAUGCUGCUCGUCAUGUCACAGUUUGUUUCAUCCUCUUCCUCACUUUCAAUGUCUUGGUAAAGGAAAAAAAAAUGUUUUAAAGUUACAAUAUCUUUUUAGAAUAUACAUUGUGGUCCAAAGCAACAUGUUGAGGACUCUAAAUAGACACAAUCUUAGUCAAAACAAUAUUUUAAAUAGUUAAUAAAGCAAAGACCCAAAGUUGACCAAAUAGACUUUAAAUGCAUCCUAUGGAAACCCUAUGAGUUCAUUCUUUACUCGGCCAUAAUGACUCAUGCCAAAAGCAUUUUUUUGUUUAUUCAAACCUGUGGCAUUAUGACUGUUUUAAGGAGUGGUCACAUAACACUCAUAGUGAUGCAUGAAUAGUACCUCUAGAUACAGGCUAUACUAGGGCCAAGUCAUAAUGCUUUACAAUACUGUAGUUAUUUUAGCCCCGAAGGCUUAAUGUGUAGAAAAUAUAAGUAUUCUCAUAGAAAAAGUAUCUAAUCAAUGCCGUUUUAAAUGGUCAAAAACACUACCUUAAACUAAGAAAUGCAAUAUACGCUUGUGAUUUUUCCGCACAAUAUCACAUAUUAGCUCUGUUAGAAAUUGUAUGAAUACUGAAUUAUUUUAGUGUCUGUUCUAUGAAUGAAAUGCAUCCCCUUAUGUCCAUACUUUCUCCUGUCACUUACAACCAACAACUACAGCAUGUUUAUGACCUUGAUCUCCAAUUAAGCUUUUUCUGGGUCAGAACAAACAAAUGAUUGAUAUUUGUCCUCUUUAGAGGAGAAAUAUAAUGAAGGUGGAUCUCAUCAAAUAGGUGUUAGGACAGAAUGCCACCAGCGAUUGUUGCGAUCCGAGUUCAUCUUCAUGUGUUCGUGAAGUAAGCUUGUAUGUUUGUCUGAAUCCAGUGACGUAGGUAUUACACUGUGGGGGGAUGCGGUCUUAAUCAAGACAUUAAACUGCUAAUCUGACCUACUGGGGUCAUUCAUUAAAGUAAACGUAUAGCACCUAUUGAAACUCUGGCUACUGACGACUCUAACAUUAAGAACCCCCUACAGACAGUACUCUUUACUUCUUCUCAGUUGUUCGAUUGCGAGAAGACAAACUACACUACUGGAAAUGUUUCCUAAGGCUAGGCCCAGUCCAGACAAGAACAGAGAAAAUGCUGAGGCUAUUUGAUCCUAGAACGCAAAUUACCUCAGAAACAAGUGAAACUGGUGUUUGUUGGACCUGCCAAAAGAAUGGAUUGAAACAAUUAUCAUACGGUUAACAGAUGUUGUCUGUUUGAAGUUUUUCUUCUCCUGCUGCUCUGCUCCUCCUGUCAGGCAGUACAUAUCACCAUGUAACUGUGUUGUAAGGCUAUAAGGUGAUGGUUAUAUUGUCGUGCCAUGGCAAAUUUAAAACGACUGUUGUUGAGUGGGGUCCUAUGGACUGGUUGUACUAUAUGUUGCCAUAUUAACUUCCAUAGUGGAUUUCCAGGUUUCUAUGGUGAAUGUUGUCAAGUGAGGUUCUUGGGGAUUGAGCCUCUGGUUUUCCCAGUUGCUCGUUUGUUGUCAGGGGCUUCUGCAGAAUGGCACUUUAGUAGUAGUCGUUAUGAAUCUUCACUUACAGUAGAAUGGUCAGGGAGCAGGUCAGCUAAUUUAAUCUCUAUAAAAAAUGUAUUAUAUACUGAACAAAAAUAUAAACGCAACAUUUCGGGAACGGUGUCCCUUCCACGGGACGGUUGAGCUAACGUAGGCUAAUGUGAUUAGCAUGAGGUUGUAAGUAACAAGAAUA